Messenger RNA from Humulus lupulus (European hop), 1655 nucleotides. RefSeq lists its product as uncharacterized. The transcript has 2 exons. The record is from RefSeq and is a predicted model, not a curated record. Lineage: Eukaryota; Viridiplantae; Streptophyta; Magnoliopsida; Rosales; Cannabaceae. Bases 116 to 745 code for a protein of 209 amino acids.
CCAAUCCCCGAGGGGGCCCUUUAGGGAUAUACUUCGGAAAAAAAAAAACUCCUCGGCGUCUUCUUCUCGUUGCUCUCUCUCAAUUCUGUCAGUGCUCUCCUUUUCGCUCUCCUCAAUGUCGACUUCUUCUUCUAGAACGAAAACCAGGUCGAGCGGGCCAGUGUUGCGCUCGCUCUCACCCUGUGGUCGGUUCUACUCGCCGCCAUCGGAUUCUUCACUCUCAUCUUCGUCUUCUUAUUUUGCUUCUUCUUCAAGUUUCAGUUUCUACCCGUCAGCUUCCAGCUUCUUUCAGAAAGAUCACCACCGUCCGUCCUCUCCAACUCGAGUGAACAUUUACAACAACUCAGCUUCUCGAUCUUCCUCCGUUCGCUUCUCCAUUGAACACCGUUCGAUCUCUCCUAAUCGAUCCAUCUCCGUCUCCAAGCAAAGCCGUCCGGUCUCUCUCACGAAAAAGACAUGUAUGUGCUCUCCCACCAAUCAUCCGGGUUCAUUCCGUUGCAGCCUUCACAAGAAUCUAAGCAGUGGUGGAAAUCAAAGCACGGUGCCGUAUCCUUCUAAUCGUCUGAACAUGCGCAGAUCGGCUAUGACGAACUCGCUGGUUCGAAUCGGUGGCGUGGAAGGCGAGUGGGUGAAGCGAGCUUUGACGGCACUGAUCCGACCUUCUUCGCAUCAGCAGAGGAGGCGAGCGGGGUUUCGGCCUACUCGAAGUCGUCUUUUGAUCAUGUCCAAGGCGGACGAUCUCUGAUUUGGUUCACACAGGUUGGUUCAUUUUCUGGUCAGUAUUGUACUUUUCUGAUUUCAGAUUCCGGCCGGAAUCCGGCGUGUUAUUUAUUGAGUUGGAAUGUGUGCCAAUGGAGUUGCUGGGAAAGGGCGCGUCGUUUGUAUUCUGCGGCAGAGACUUGGUCAGCUCUGGCGAUUUUCGGUUCCCCAUCGUUGAAGGAGGCUGCUGAUUCGAUUGGAUAGAGUUUUGUACUUGGAGAUCUCCAAAACACUAGAAUUUUUUUGCGACAUGACAUGACUGGAGUGAAAGAGAACUCCCUUUGUAUAUAUGAUUUGCUAUAGAAGCACAUUUUCGGGACAUAAAUCUGCACUAGCAAGGGCAUGACAAAAAAAUAAAAAUAAAAUAAAAUCGAAUCGAACUCCAUUGUAAUAAUGAAUUUAUUUAAUCCAGAACUUGGUGAGAGAAAGAGUCAUUUCUCCGAUCCGAUCAGAUCAGAUGAGUCACCAUUCAAUUACCGCCGUUUGCAGCAUUGGGAAGUCCAUCGUGUAUUCCCUUAGCGUCGUCGUAACGUGUCGACGUUUCCGUUGGCCGUUACGUUUUAUCUCCGUUCCGUUACGUGUGGGGUUAAUCUAUCCGUCACUCAUUACCAUUUCCGUUUGUGCCAGAGGUUACUGUGGGCGGUUGGGAAGUCUACGCUGGAUUUUCGAUGAAACUUUGAAAAUUGUCAAUAGUGAAUUGGACAAAAAAAAAUUUAGCGCGGAGGUGUGAGAGCUUCUACGAUGUUGAACUUAAAAAACUUGUACUGAUCUUCACAGUAGAGAUUCUCUUGAGUAGAAAAGUUCAACCUUACAAGCCAAAACAAAUAAACGAAAAUAGAAAAGAAAAAAAAAAGUAAAAGUGGAAAUUUAAAAAAAUUGCAUACUAAUAAGUUGGC